AUGGCGCCACAAGGGAUUGCCCUUCCCCUGGAAGGGGGAUGCGAUUGUGGAGAAAUCCGGUACGCCAUGGAGACGAAACCAAUGGUCGUUCAUUGCUGUCAUUGCCGAUGGUGUCAAAAAGAGACCGGAGCUUCAUUCGCACUCAAUGCCAUGAUCGAAACAGAUAGGUUGAAAAUCCUAAAGAAGGAGCCAGAAUGGAUCAUUGUGCCUAGUGAAAGCGGCGCCGGUCAAACUAUUGCUCGUUGUCCCCAGUGCCGCAUUGCUGUAUGGAGUGUUUAUCUCCACAACACAGCCUUUGUACAGCAGCGUCUUCGCAUUGUCCGUGUGGGGACUUUGGAUAAUCCAGAUGCUCUGCCCCCCGAUGUCCACAUCUGGACCGCCGAAAAGCAGCCUUGGAUUGUCCUCUCAGACCAAAUUCCCGCUUUUAGAGACAUGGAAUAUGAUGACGAGAAGGUCUGGCCCCGGGAUGGUCUAGAGAGGAGGAAGAAGCUAAAGGAGCUCGAGGAUGCCCAAUAG
Rhinocladiella mackenziei CBS 650.93 is the source of this 516-nucleotide messenger RNA. RefSeq lists its product as uncharacterized. NCBI's taxonomy places the organism in Eukaryota, Fungi, Ascomycota, Eurotiomycetes, Chaetothyriales, Herpotrichiellaceae. Gene Ontology annotation, molecular function: carbon-sulfur lyase activity. The record is from RefSeq and is a predicted model, not a curated record. The transcript has 2 exons. The coding region runs from base 1 to 516 and encodes 171 amino acids.